AUGGAUGGGCAGGAGGAUUGGCCGUGGUGGUACUGGGGCUCUGACUAUCCGAAAGAGCAGUGGCCUUUCUUGCGAAAGUCGGUGCUCUUCAGCGGUGACCAGCGCCGGACCUUCAGCAGCCCGGGCGAGUUGAAUGCAUUGCUGGAUCCUCAAGUGCGAAGAGAGCUCCGAGCAGCAGAGGACCUGCUGGAGACCAAGAAGGCUGAAUUGGGAGAACAGUGUUGGAACUCCAACGGAACCAGCUCUACCUGGCGAAGCUUGGAUGCCAGCAACACCUGGAUGACCUUGGGGCAAGCGCUACAGAGCUCAGAGGCUCGACAAGCCUUACGGAAUUGCAUCCACGCGAAGAAUGCUCAGGAACCAGAGGCGGUAUCCUUCCUCUACAACCUGCUGUCCUUCAAGGGUUGCAACAGCCGUGGCCCUGAUUCACAGUUCCGCGUGCGCGGCGGAACGCAGGCGCUGCCCCUGCGUCUCCAGCGGCGGCUGGGCGCCGUGAAGCUGCGCCACGAGGUCACCGGAGUUCGAAGUGCUCAGGAUGGUGUGAUGUUGUCCAUACGCGGCCGCAAGCCCUUGCGAGCGAGAGCAGCGAUUCUGACAGGGCCGCCACCAGCAAUCUUGAAGAUGGAGUUUGAUCCCCCGCUCAAGGGCUUGGAUGCCCAGUGGCUGCAGCGAAUGCCCAUGGGCACCUCCCUGAAGCUGGCAGCUGUGUACGAGCAGGGCCCAUGGUGGCGCCACUUGGGCCUUCAGGGCGACAUCCUCAGCUUGGCGCCCGGCAACUGGUCACUCCCUGCGCCUGACGAGAAGCUGCCCUUGUUUGUGCAAUGCAUGGACCACUCGCCCUACUCGCAGCAGAUCGGCGUGAUCGUUUGCUUCCUGGAAGGUCGUCAAAAUCUCUACUUCACUCAGCUUCCUCCCGCUGAGCAGCAGCGGCUCUUCGUUGACUUCCUGGCGCAUGCCUUGGGGCCGGAGGCCCAAAGCUUCGAGCCCAGCUUCGUAUCCCACAACUGGGCCGACCAACCCUUCGCGCGGGGCGCCUAUACCGGCUUCUUCCCUCCCGGCGUGAUCUCGGUGCCAUCCUACUGGGCUGCCUUUCAACAGAUGGAAAAGUUGCCCAAUGUCUUCCUCGCAGGCUCCGACUAUCACCUUGGCUUUGGCAACGGCUACAUCGAGGGUGCCAUUCGCGACGGCCAGCGAGCCGCGCAGAAGGUGGCCUUGCGCCUGGGCGAGCGUGUGGUCGUGUGA
Messenger RNA from Durusdinium trenchii, 1242 nucleotides. Lineage: Eukaryota; Dinophyceae; Suessiales; Symbiodiniaceae. The record is from the annotation of a GenBank genome assembly.